Molecule: messenger RNA, 4471 nt
Organism: Gryllus bimaculatus (two-spotted cricket)
Lineage: Eukaryota; Metazoa; Arthropoda; Insecta; Orthoptera; Gryllidae
Source: the annotation of a GenBank genome assembly
AAGAAAAAAAACUAAGUUGUUAUUGACUCAAUUUAUUCCGUCGCAAUAUUGGCAGUCAAUUUAAGAAAGUUUGUGAAGUUAUUCAAACUCGUUCACUUUAUUCCUCUAUGUAAUUACUCUUUGUAAUGAAUAUUAUUAAUUCGAGAAUGAUUUGGAAGGUUCAAUUUGUUGUAGUUCGAUAGCAACAGGACACUAGAGCCAUCUGUUGGAUUUUCCCGCCAUUGUGGCAUUUUCUCGCGAACGGCGAAUCAUUGCGAACGUUCUCUGAAGAUGUCUUCAUAUUCAUCAUAGCGUCGUGCGUCGUGGUGACGUAGUGCCCCGAGUGCAUGGUGCAAUGUAAAUGAACUGAGGAGACCGCAUUUCCUUUGAUUUUUUACAUUAACUGUGCCAAUAUUUUACGGUAGGCAAUUUGUGAUUUAGGAUGGAAGUAGAAGAUACAGAUAUUCGUAAGCCGAGAGGUCGUAGAAGUAGGAACAAUUCAAGUAACUCCAAGGACCCAAAAACUGAAAUAAUGAAAGGAACUAAUGGUAAUGCAGAAGAGAAAGACUCAGAAGUUAAUGAUUUACCAAAUGGUGAUGAUGCAGCUGCCGAGCGUGUGAGGAGUGACGAGAACUCUGAAGAUUGUGUUGAAGAGAAAGAAAAGAAUUCUAAAGGAAACUCUAGUUCAGGGGAAGUAGAAGGUGCCAAGGACGGGGUAUCUGCUGUGGAAUCUGCUAAUGGUGACAAUGAAAACCAUGUUAGAAGUGGUUCAAAAAGGGGACGAAGUGGGAAUGCAACAGAUAGUGAUGAAGACUUCAUGGGUUUUGAAAGCAACGAGGAGUCUGGGAAAGAAUCACGCUUUUCUUUUCUGCAAUCUCUCAUUGGCAAAUAUGAAACAGAUGGAGUUUUAAGUGACGAUGACCUCACUGAGGAGGAGAAGGAGUUCUUUCAGCGUUCUCAGGAAAAUUCAUCUGAUGCAUACUGGUCUGGUACAAGUUCACCUACCAAAAUCGAUGGCUGGGCAGAUGCAUUGCAAACAGAGGAAUUGUGUUCCUCAAAUGCCAGUAGUCCAUCUGUUGCCUCUGGCUUCUCUGGAGAAGCAAAACCAAGGGGGAAGAAAUCAUAUCAUGCUGACCUCUCGAAUCCAGCUUACAGAAAACCGUUGGAAAUGGGUUGGAGGCGUGAACUUGUUUUUAGAAAAAUGUCUGAUCAAUCUCAGAAACGAUUGGCUGAUGUUUAUUAUUAUACUCCUUCUGGCAAGAAAGUUCGAUCUGCACGUGAAGUUGCAGAACAUUUAUCUGGUACGGAUCUCACUGAUGAGAAUUUCACUUUCUUCAAAAUGGCUCUGGGUUUGAACGAUCCAACAAAAGAAAUCAUUAGGGAUGCUAAACUUAGGGAAAGUUCUGGGACCCCUCCUCAAAAGAUGCAAAAGUUAUCAAAAGCAGCCAAAGUAGACGGUACUCCUAAAACCCUAGGAGUUAAGGAAGACCCUAGUGGAUCUCCAAAAGCACCAAAAAAUUUCUCCAGAGGAGCUUUUCCACGUAUAAAGGUAACACCCGUUCGAAGUAACCAGCAACAAUCUCCAAACAGGCCCAGAGCAAUCGGUCGCCCCAAAAAAGAUUCGCUUGCCUUGACGACGGAGGGGGAGUUGGAGAUUGGCAUGUUGCCUCCCUCCUGGAAGGAACCAACUGCUGUGUCGGGUGCUCGUAAAGCGACCCCUCCAACAACUCCCGUGUCAGGCAAAACGCACGGGCUGCAAGGCAGCAGUCGACAGCCAGCCAAGACACCGACAGCAGGGCCUUAUGCCGGAGGGCAGAAGAAGGGCUUGCGGGAGCCCCUGCCCUGCUCCAUUCGCUGCCUGAGCAUGAUGGGGGUGAUCCCAUCGCUGCAGUGCAGGCUGUGUCUGUGCCUGUACCAUCCAGAAUGUGUGGGCUUGGGCACACUCACUGAUGUUAUCCACAGCUAUGUGUGCAAGAGCGGGCUGCUGUUGGUGCCCGUGGCGCCUCCCGCGUCCCACCACCAUCACCACCACCCGGCGCCCCCCGCCGCGCUGGCGCCCGCCGCCCUCCCACACGCCGACCCGGUGCACGCGCAGCCGCAGUACGUACUGGUGAACGCGCACACCGGCGGUGUCGUCUUCAGCAACUUCGCCCGCGCCAGAGAGGAUGGAUAUGUGGGAGUGCCAGUAUCUGCCGAAAACAAUUUCAUGCAGUACUUCAUGCAAAAUGUUAGUGUAGGAUACACAGCACUUCACCAUGUUUUCCAAUAUCUGAAAGUGCACGAGUUACUUCGAGCAGGACGUGUCUGUCGCAUGUGGCAUGACUUGGCUGGACAUCCCACUUUGUGGAAAACUGUACGAAUGAAGAAUUCCCAAGUAUUAGAUUGGGAUGGUUGUGCUGCAGCACUUAGCAAACAGGGCACCCAACAUUUAGAUCUGCGCAAAAUGCUCCUUGACCCAUCAAGGACUCAAGAGGUUUGGAAUCAGUUCUGCACUGCAAUUGGGCAAAUAUCUUCCCUUCAUCAUUUGGACCUGUGCCGAUGUCCAAGCUCUGUGGUAGAACGUGUGGCGGCCCAGUGUCCCCAGCUGACCAAUCUCACUGCACUUUUCUUGAGUGACUCAAAUUUGGAUCUGAAAUCAUUGAAGUUUUUAACACAAAUUGAAGAACUGCGUCUGAAGGGUAUAGCAGUAAAUGGUUUGAAACUGAAGUCACCCCUAGAUGUGCUCACCAAAAUGACUACUCUGAGACACCUGUCAUUGACUACAAUAAAGGAUCUAGGCAAAGCCAACCCUGAAACUCUAAAAUCUUUGACACAACUGGAGUCACUUGAAUUAGGAGAAUGCAAUGACUUCAAUGAGGCUUUUGGCUCAGAGUGUCUUCCCUGCCUCAAGAAACUGACUCGUCUUCGUUUAGAAACAGGCCAAAUGAAGUGCCCCACCUUUGUUAUUUUGAAUGGACUACAUACACUGCCUCUGUUAACUCACUUGGAACUGGUCAAUUUUGACAUCAAACCAGGCUUUGAUAAAGCUCUUGCCCAGUGCACUAACAUCAAACGGUUACUUCUCAUCCCGACGUAUUUGACACAGUCUGCUACUACAAACCACAUGGUGCUGGGUGGGGUGACAAAACUUUCUGAAAGCCUUGUACAGUUUGUUUGGGGCGUAACACAUGAGCUGCUGCAUGUCACCGAACUGUUUGUGGAUCAGUGUGAGGGACAGAAAGGAGGAGCCCCAAAGGGAGCACCUGUAGGCCCUGGCGGUGAUGGGGGUGGGAAGAAUCCAUUGCAGCAACUACCCUCCGGGAAGAAGUCUGGAACGAGCGACAGUAUUCCCAUUCUCCGACCAGUACCUGGAAGGGAUGUCUUGGGGGCUGGUAAUGAUGUGAAACCUGAAGAGGAUGAUACAUCUAAACCAUCACCACAGGUGGAUAUUCUGCCUUUAUCGCAGCUGCAGAAACUUCUGGCGACAAGCCUUCCAAACACCAAGGUCAGCAUUUUGAAGAUCCCUUUCAAUGCGACAUGGAGACAAACUCUGGGAGAGACCAGCCACUGAGAAAAAGGGUGCAUUGGACUCCCUGUUCUGGCCCCGUUACUGAAGGCAGUAUAGUUCGGAAGGUUAUUCAGACUGAAUUCUAUGGCAUCCAAAGAGAAAGGCUAAGAGAUUGUGUGUGUGGGGGCAUAUAUGUACACCUUCCCCUCUAUCUGUCCAUUCCAAGAACUACUCAUGUUGAUGGCCAAUACAGGAUAGUGUAUUUUUUAAAAUAUGAAUUAUUCUUAUGUUUAGUGAAUGCAUUGCAUUAACUUGCAAUUGCUGGAGUUACCUUUACAAAGAGCCGGAUGUGCCCUUUAAUGGGUUGGUUUUAACAUCUGUUUUUAAAAAUAGUUUGUACCUUGUGGUGUUAAACAACAGGGCGUUUUUAAUGGAAGUACAAAUUAUGGCAUAAAGAGGUUUACAAGAUACUGUGCUCUUAAUGAAGAUGUUCAUGUGCAAAGAUUUCAGUGAAUAUUGUAGGAUUGUCAGAUUUGAUACUAUUUUUAGUUAGUAGUAAGUCAUAUUAAGUGCAUUAUGUUGAGGUAUUGUGUGGAAGAUCGCUGCACUGCUGGUGUAGGGUGGAAUGUUUUGAAUAAGCAGCAACCAUUGGACCAACUAGUGUGCUUACUUGUGAAAUGUGAUCAUUGGAAAGAAUGAGUAUUCUAUGCAAUAUCUGCAUAAUAGUAGUAAAAGCAAGUAUGUAUAGAAAAAUUUAUAUUAUGGUGUAAAUAUAGAGUAUUAAAAAUAUUUUGGUACUUUUAUUCCCUUUGGCUUACAGAACUUGUGAAUGACAUGAAUUUAAACAAACCUAUGUAUCUCUUUUUGCUGUUAUUUAGAAUAUAACCAGAAUGUAAAUGUGUGUGUGUGCGUGUUUUUUUACUGGUUCUUGCAUUUCUUGUAAUAAUGAUGAUGUUGUAUUGACUUUUCUGAUUGAAUUAAGUGAAUUUCUGUUAAACAUGAACG